AUGCUACAAGAGAUUGAAGACGUUUUGGAAGUUCAAUACAGUCGCAAGAUUAAUAUUAUACAAAAUAUGUUCACAUUUAGUAUUGGACUAUUGGAGAUGAGUGGUAGUUCCGGUGGUGAUUUUGGGAAGGCUACAUUAGAAGAUUGGGAAAUGGUACAUUCGAUGUUUGAGAGCAGGAACAUGAGUAAAAGUCAAAAGAUUCUCAGCUUCAAGCCCAUAAGGUUAACCUUUCUGAGAAUAGAUAUUAGGUUUGCUAAUGACUCGUUGCUACUGACACAGUCAAUUUUGGACAAGAUCGGUUUUUGGCAACACUCAUUUGAUCUAUUCAUACCUGGCCAACGCAAGUAA
This is a messenger RNA of Phycomyces blakesleeanus NRRL 1555(-), 348 nucleotides long. RefSeq lists its product as hypothetical. The record is from RefSeq and is a predicted model, not a curated record. The transcript has 5 exons. The coding region runs from base 1 to 348 and encodes 115 amino acids. Lineage: Eukaryota; Fungi; Mucoromycota; Mucoromycetes; Mucorales; Phycomycetaceae.